AUGUCUAUCGGCCCCAUCGGCUCGUCCGAGCCUUUGGGCUCUCCUGCCUCGUCAUCAUCGUCGGCCGUUCCGUUCGAGCCGUACCAGUCGGCCGCUUUCCAGCCUAUGCGCACGAGAAUGCAGUCUCUUUCCACGGCCUCACGACACGCCUCUGCCACGGCGUUCGACGCUCGAUUAACUCUGUCAGCGGCGGAGCGAUUCCGCAGACAAGGCUCGACUACGCCCUCGCCUCCGAUCAGCGAGUCGAGUUCCCGUGUCUAUACGUCCUCCAGGCCCGAGACUCCCUUGUCGCAGGCAUCCGAUUCGAGCGCAGGCAGCUGCGCUGACGUCGACCACCCUUCCACGCGAUACGCCACAGUGUCGCCGACCUUCUCACAUCUCGCGACGCCAAUGAGGCCAAGUCUCGCAUCCAAGAGACUGCUUUCCGACGGCGACGUGAUUCCGCCUCGACCCAUCAAGAAAAGUAGACUGGCUGCUCGACGCCGCUCGUUGCACACGCCCAGCUCGGCAUUGAGCGGCUCGAUCGUCACCUCGUGGCGCAGUGCUCGCGAGCAGUCACGCCGGCGCCAGAUGGUCCAACGCGACGCUAAGCGUCAGACUGCAGCAGCUUCGACAGGCAACGGAUCGCUCAGCUCGACGUCCGCUUCGACCCAGCCACUCCGUACCCAGUUUGAGCUGCUCCCCGAACUUCGACUCCUGUCAGCCACCCGCACCGCCCCCAUUGCAUGGUCGCCCUUGGCCGACUCGACUGCCUUCGAGCCGCAUAUGGUCGAGAGCCACGACGAGCUAGCUGGCGAACGCGCGCCCGAAAGAUUGCGCUUCUGGCCCAUCGUCGACCGUCAGCUGGACCACACCAGCGCCCGUAUGCUCUCGCUCUCCAACCCCGAAAUGGACGCACACCAGCCUAUGGCUCCUAUGCUUCAAGCCAUUUUCGAGGCUCAUCACCCAGUGUCGCCCAAGUCCAGUCUGCCCUUGCCUCGCUGCGACAUGCUCGUCUUCCCAGCCUAUACGCAGCCUAUUGGCUCGUCGGAUGAAGAUCUCUCUCCGGCGACACCGGACGCACCGAUUCAGCGUGGAACGUGUCCGUCGCCACGUUGCGUCUCUCGUUGGGCACGACACGUGGUCGCCACCGAGUCGCAACGCCAGGCAAGCAUUGCGCUCACUCCAUCUGCCACCCUCUCUGCCGUUGUCGACUUUACCCGCGGCCAAGCGGGCGACAGAAAGCACGGGCGACAAGCUUUCGAGACCACCCGGUCUCCUCCACGCAACGCUCACGGCCAGCUUAUCUAUUCGCCUCCCAGUCCACACCGUGACGCCGCGCAUUGUGCUCGACCCGACCUCGCCGCCCAUGCACCCCUUCGCAUCGCACCUCGUCGACACGCCGGAGCCGCUGCUGCCGCUUCGGUUGUCGACCAUCGAAGCAAGGACUACUUCGGUCGCUGGGAGACGUAUGUCUGUAAUUACGGCAAGGAGUCGACCUUCUAG
This is a messenger RNA of Pseudozyma hubeiensis SY62, 1485 nucleotides long. RefSeq lists its product as hypothetical. The record is from RefSeq and is a predicted model, not a curated record. The coding region runs from base 1 to 1485 and encodes 494 amino acids. Lineage: Eukaryota; Fungi; Basidiomycota; Ustilaginomycetes; Ustilaginales; Ustilaginaceae. The transcript has a single exon.